Messenger RNA from Archocentrus centrarchus (flier cichlid), 1761 nucleotides. Its product is annotated as alpha-1-antitrypsin homolog. Lineage: Eukaryota; Metazoa; Chordata; Actinopteri; Cichliformes; Cichlidae. Gene Ontology annotation, molecular function: serine-type endopeptidase inhibitor activity. Bases 152 to 1372 code for a protein of 406 amino acids. The transcript is spliced from 5 exons. The record is from RefSeq and is a predicted model, not a curated record.
GAUAUCACCUACCACAGGACAGAGGAGAGAGAUCACUCUUGGUUAAUUUGUAACCAAACUGUCAACUGACUCUCAAAGCUGUGCUCUCAUAUAUAAAGAGGAAGUUUCUGACCAACAGUCUGCAGCAAAGAGGACUUGAAAGGCUCCAAAGAUGCGGACAAUCUUUGCUAGUUGUGCCCUCGUUGCACUGCUGCUGGCUGUAGCCUUGGCAGACCACCACCACCACCACAGCUCUGCACACAGCAGUGAGGACCAUCUGAGCUGCCGCAAGCUCUCCCGUCCUAAUGCUGACUUUGCCUUUGCCCUCUACAAAAAUCUGAAUGCUAAGGCUACUCCUGGAAAAAACAUCUUCUAUUCACCACUGGGCAUUUCCACUGCUCUGUCCAUGCUGUCUUCAGGAGCCCGCGGUGAAACCCACAGCCAGCUGUUCUCCAGCUUGGGCUACAGCACCUUUAACCAGACGCAGGUCAACGAAGGCUAUGAGCAUCUUUUCCACAUGCUUGGUCAAAGUCAAGCUCAACAACAGCUGGAUGUUGGCAAUGCUGCUGCGGUGCGCUCCGGUUUCAGUCCCCUGGAGGAGUUCCGAAAUGAUCUCAAGCGGUACUACUCUGGUGAAAUCUUUCAAGUUGACUUUACCAAACCUGACGAGGCUGCAGCUGAAAUCAACAGACACAUUGCCAGCAAAACACAGGAUAAGAUCAAAGAUAUGGUAAAGGACUUGGAUCCUGAAAUGGCCAUGGUUCUAAUCAACUAUGUCUACUUCAGAGGACAGUGGGAGAAACCUUUUGAUGGCAAUUUCACACACCAAGAGGAUUUCCAUGUGGAUGAAAACACCAGAGUUCAGGUGGACAUGAUGAAGAGGUCAGGACGCUAUGACUUCUUCGAGGAUGAUAAGAACCACGCCAUUGUUUUCUUGCUUCCCUACCGGGGCAACACCUCCAUGAUGAUUGUCCUCCCCAAUGAAGGCAAAAUGAAAGAGGUGGAGGACAACAUCUGCAAAGAUCACCUCAGGCACUGGCAUGAUUCGCUCUAUAGGACGAGUGUGAAUGUUGGCAUGCCAAAAUUUUCCAUCUCUGCUGAAGCCUCCCUGGAUGACACGCUCAAAGAAAUUGGAAUAACGGAUGCUUUUGGAGAACAAGCUGAUUUUUCUGGCAUGUCUGAUGUCAAGCUCAAAGUCUCAAAGGUGUCUCACAAGGCUGUACUGAGCGUGGAUGAAACAGGAACAGAGGCUGCAGCUGCCACCACCGUUGAGGUCAUGCCAAUGAGUAUGCCCAAGGUCGUCACACUCAACAGACCCUUUAUGGUCUUCAUCCUUGAGCAUUCAACAAAGAGCAUCCUCUUCAUGGGCAAGAUCAACAACCCCACAGCCUAAAGAUGCCUGAGAAGUGUAUGUUACAUUUGUUCCAUUUUCACACUGCAGCAGUAGCUCCGCGGCAUUAGCGUAUCUUUCGUUAGUGUUGUGGAGGUGUGACUAACAGGAAGAGCAUUGGGGACUGAUGUUUAGGCAACACUUUGAUGAACAGGACAACAGAUAACAGGAAUGUUAGUCCAUUAAUCUGUCAGCAUGAAACAUUUAUAACCAUUAUUAAAAACUGAACUUGGCUAGGGGUGUAGAUGUCUGAAUAUAAGCAAUUCAUGACACAAACACAAGUCGGUGUAUCAUUUGAAGCAUCUACUAACACAGCAGAUCAACUUUUUAAUGUACUUUUGUGUUUUGAAUACAGUUCAACAUGAGGUGAAAUAAAGACUUGCUGUGCACAA